Messenger RNA from Cylindrotheca closterium, 2679 nucleotides. Lineage: Eukaryota; Bacillariophyta; Bacillariophyceae; Bacillariales; Bacillariaceae. The record is from the annotation of a GenBank genome assembly.
AUGUCCGAAUUUGAGGAGCUAAACGCACUCGUUGACAGAGUCCAAGCGGCUCAAAAAGUAUUCGCAACGUACACUCAAGAACAAGUCGACAAGAUCUUUCGUGCAGCCGCUUUGGCGGCCGCCGAUGCUCGUAUCCCACUCGCCAUGAUGGCAGCUGAAGAGUCUGGCAUGGGAGUCAUUGAAGACAAGGUUAUCAAAAACCACUUUGCAUCUGAAUACAUCUACAACAAAUAUGCCGACUUCAAGUCUUGUGGAGUAUUGGAAACUGACGAUGAGAUGGGCACCAUGGUCCUUGCGGAACCUAUCGGUACCAUCUGCGGUGUCGUCCCAUGUACCAACCCUACAUCAACGACCAUCUUCAAAGCACUCAUUUGCUUGAAAACGAGAAACGGUAUUGUCUUUUCACCACAUCCACGUACCAAGAAGUCCACUGCCUACACUGCCAAGCUGGUAUUGGAGGCCGCUGUCAAAGCUGGAGCUCCACCAGAUAUUAUUGGAUGCAUCGCAGAACCCACUCUUCCUCUAUCACAAGCACUGAUGCAUCAUGAUGGAAUUGAUCUGAUUUUGGCCACUGGCGGACCAGCCAUGGUCAAGGCCGCAUAUUCUUCUGCCAAGCCUGCCAUUGGUGUCGGAGCUGGAAACACACCUGUUGUCGUCGACGAGACUGCCGAUGUCAAGCGAGUGGUGUCGUCCAUCUUGAUGUCCAAGACAUUCGACAAUGGUGUCGUUUGUGCUUCCGAACAAGCCGUUAUUGUCGUUGACGAAAUCUACGAACAAGUGAAGGAGCGAUUUUCCAGAUACGGAGGGUACUUCUUGAACACUGAGGAGAAGGAAAAGGUUCGCAAGAUUUUGUUCAAGAAUGGUGCCUUGAAUGCCCAGAUUGUUGGUCAGUCUGCCAUCAAGAUUGCCGAGCUUGCCGAUGUCCUGGUUCCACCCUACACCAAGAUCCUGAUCGGAGAAGGAGCCGAACUAUCGGAGCAAGACGAGUUUGCCCAUGAGAAGCUGUCACCUACCUUGGGAAUGUACCGAGCUUCUGACUUUAACGAAGCAGUCGAGAUGGCCGUCAAGGCAGUUGCCAUGGGUGGAGUUGGACACACGUCUUGUUUGUACACAAACCAAGACAAGAAUACUGAACGUAUCGAGCACUUUGGAAGGAAGAUGAAGACCGCUCGUAUCUUGUUGAACACACCCACAUCGCAUGGAGGUAUUGGGGAUCUUUAUAACUUCGCUCUUGCUCCAUCUUUGACUUUGGGUUGCGGAUCUUGGGGAGGUAACUCGAUUUCCGAGAACGUUGGACCAAAACACUUGAUGAACAAAAAGACAGUCGCAAAGAGAGCCGAGAAUAUGUUGUGGCACAAACUUCCACACUCCGUAUACUUCCGUCGUGGAGCAAUGGCAGUUGCUAUGGAAGAUUUGAAGGACUUCAAAAGGGCCUGCAUUGUGACGGACAAGUUCUUGUACAACCACACGCCAUAUGUGCAUGAGCUGACGGAGCUCUUGAAGGCCCGUGGUAUUGAGUGCCAAACCUUCUACGAAGUCCAAGCUGAUCCUACUUUGACUACCAUCCGAAAGGGAACCGACGUCUUGGACAACUUUGUACCUGAUUUGAUUAUUGCUAUUGGAGGAGGAUCUCCCAUGGACGCCGCCAAGAUGAUGUGGGUCCUAUACGAACAUCCCGAAGUAGAUUUUAAGGAAUUGUCUCUUCGUUUCAUGGACAUCCGAAAGAGAAUCUUCAAAUUCCCCAAGAUGGGAACCAAGGCUAAGCUCGUUUGCAUCCCUACCACAUCUGGAACAGGCUCUGAGGUUACUCCAUUUGCUGUUGUUACCGAUGAUGCCACAGGCCAGAAGUAUCCUUUGGCCGACUACGAGUUAACACCUCACAUGGCCAUUGUCGAUGCCAACUUGGUGAUGCAGAUGCCAAAGGGCUUGACUGCUGCAGGAGGUAUUGAUGCUGUCGUUCACGCCAUGGAGGCUUAUGUAUCGGUAUUGGCCAACGAAUUUUCGGAUGGUCAAGCGCUGCAAGCUUUGAAGCUAUUGAAAGCUUACCUCCCUCGUUCGUACAAGAAUGGUGCGGACGAUCCCGUGGCUCGUGAGAAGGUGCACAACGCCGCGACAGUCGCUGGCAUUGCGUUUGCCAACUCGUUCUUGGGUGUAUGUCACUCAAUGGCCCACAAGCUUGGAGCAGAGUUCCACAUUCCACACGGUAUUGCCAAUGCAUUGUUGAUUUGCAACACCAUUCGAUUCAAUGCCACCAACAUGCCUACCAAGCAAACUGCCUUCUCUCAAUACGAUCGUCCAAAUGCUCUUCGUCGCUAUGGAGAGAUUGCGAUGCAUCUCGGGUUUACUCAAGAGCACACUAUGGACCGUGUGAAUGCGAUGCUUGCAUGGUUGGAUGAGUUGAAGCAAGAGCUUGAUAUUCCAUUGUCCAUCAAGGAAUGGGGUGUAGACGAGACUGAGUUCUUGGCGAAGGUUGAUCAAUUGGCGGUGAACGCGUUUGAUGAUCAAUGCACUGGAGCGAAUCCAAGAUUCCCAUUGAUCAGUGAGCUUCGAAAUGUCUUGUUGGACUCAUACUAUGGUCGCCCAUAUGUGGAGGACUAUGAACGAGGUGGUAUGGCCAAGAAUCUAUCGUGCGAUUCUUUCACCGUCUUACACCACGCCGCUGAACAAACCCAAGAAUAG